CGCUUUGUGGGCGGGGCUACGGCUCGUGAGCGGAAUCCUGACUGGUUCAUUCUCCCCCGAACUUCCUGGACGCCGUACGUGCCAGAUGGCGUCACCUGGAGCUUAAGAAGCUGCACGCAAGUAUUGAAUUCCUAACAAUGGCCAAAAACAAAUUAAGAGGGCCGAAGUCCAGGAAUGUAUUUCACAUAGCCAGCCAAAAAAACUUUAAGGCUAAAAACAAAGCAAAACCAGUUACCACUAAUCUUAAGAAGAUAAACAUUAUGAAUGAAGAAAAAAUUAACAGAGUAAAUAAAGCUUUUGUAGAUGUACAAAAGGAACUUGCACAUUUCUCAAAAGGUCUUUCACUUGAACCUCUGCAGAAAGAACUGAUUCCUCAGCAGCGUCAUGAAAGCAAACCAGUUAAUGUUGAUGAAGCUACAAAAUUAAUGGCUCAGUUGUAAAACAGUAGUGAUUCCCCACAAAGACCAAUAAAUUAAAUGUUUUAUACAAUUUUA
Cebus imitator (Panamanian white-faced capuchin) is the source of this 494-nucleotide messenger RNA. RefSeq names its product ribosomal biogenesis factor (gene RBIS). Bases 138 to 440 code for a protein of 100 amino acids. Gene Ontology annotation, cellular component: nucleolus. NCBI's taxonomy places the organism in Eukaryota, Metazoa, Chordata, Mammalia, Primates, Cebidae. Gene Ontology annotation, biological process: ribosome biogenesis. The record is from RefSeq and is a predicted model, not a curated record. The transcript has 4 exons.